Anoplophora glabripennis (Asian longhorned beetle) is the source of this 315-nucleotide messenger RNA. RefSeq names its product cytochrome c, testis-specific-like. The transcript has a single exon. Gene Ontology annotation, biological process: mitochondrial electron transport, cytochrome c to oxygen; mitochondrial electron transport, ubiquinol to cytochrome c. Lineage: Eukaryota; Metazoa; Arthropoda; Insecta; Coleoptera; Cerambycidae. Bases 1 to 315 code for a protein of 104 amino acids. Gene Ontology annotation, cellular component: mitochondrial intermembrane space. The record is from RefSeq and is a predicted model, not a curated record. Gene Ontology annotation, molecular function: heme binding; electron transfer activity.
AUGGGAGACGCAGGAAAUGGUAAGAAAAUAUUCGAGAGGUCCUGUGCCCAGUGUCACACGGUAGAAAAAGGCGGCAAGCACAAGAACGGCCCUAACUUGAACGGACUUUUCGGCAGGAAAACCGGCCAAGCUGCUGGAUUUAGUUACUCGGAAGCCAACAAAAGCAAAGGUAUAACUUGGGACGAGUCCACUUUGGACAUUUACCUGCAAGAUCCCAAGAAGUACAUUCCGGGGACGAAAAUGGUGUUCCCCGGUCUGAAGAAAGCUAAUGAAAGGAAGGAUUUGAUCGCUUAUUUGAAACAAGCUACGAGUUAA